Nerophis ophidion (straightnose pipefish) is the source of this 2058-nucleotide messenger RNA. It is a transcript of the gene lmnb1, whose product is annotated as lamin B1. The record is from RefSeq and is a predicted model, not a curated record. NCBI's taxonomy places the organism in Eukaryota, Metazoa, Chordata, Actinopteri, Syngnathiformes, Syngnathidae. The transcript is spliced from 11 exons. Bases 1 to 1710 code for a protein of 569 amino acids.
AUGUCGAAAGUAACUCCAAGCGGCGGCGAUGCCCCGUUCAGUCCUACCAGAAUCAGCAGACUUGAGGAGAAACAGCAGCUCAUGAACCUCAACGACCGCCUGGUCGUUUACAUCAACAAGGUCCGCAACCUGGAGACGGAAAACAAGAAACUGAAUCUGAAAAUCGGCAACAACGAGAAGGUGAGAAGCGGAGAGCUGAGCGGCCUGAAAGCUCUGUACGAGACGGAACUCGCUGAUGCCAGACAUUGUUUGGACGACUCCUGUAAACAACGAGCUUGGCUCGAGAUCGAACUUGGACGACUUAAAUCUGAGCUUGAUCAACUUCUGCAAUGCUACUGUAAGAGGGAUUCCGAGGCAGCAGGAGCGGAGGCCCGGCUCAAAGACUUGGAAGCCCAGUGCAACACAAAAGAUGCCAUGCUUGCUACAGCUUUGUCUGCAAAGAGUGGCCUGGAGACCUCUUUGGCCAGCAUGCAAGACCAAAUACAAGAGUUGGAGUCAGGUAUCACUAAGACAAAAAAGCACCUUACUGAGGAGAUGCUCCUUCGGGUGGAUUUGGAAAACCGCUGCCAGAGUUUGUUCGAGGAGAUAAACUUUCAAAAGAACAUGCAUGAGCAGGAAGUGAAGAAGGCACGUCAGCAGUACGAGAUGGACUCCGGGCGAAAGGAGUACGAGUAUAAGUUGACUCAGGCCUUGGCUGCCUUGAGAAGACAGAAUGAGGAGCAGUUAAAGAUCUACAAAGACAACAUUGAGAAGACCUACAUCUCCAACAUAGAGGAACUGCGUUGUACGUCUGAGAAGAACGAAGCAGCAGCCAUCAUUGCCCGGGAGAAUCUGAAAAAGGCGACUUUAAGGAUCGAGAGUCUCAGCUCCCAGCUGGCAGCACUACAGAAGGAGAGUCGCAGCUGGCGUGAUUGCAUCGUGGACCUUGAGGCGGCACUGGCUCAUGAGAAAGACACCAGCCGCAAACUACUGGCGGAAAAAGACCAUGAAGUGGCUGAGAUCCAAGCAAAGAUGCAGAAACAGUUGAAUGAAUAUGAACAGCUGUUGGAUGUUAAAUUGGCUCUGGACCUGGAGAUCAAUGCGUACCGCAAACUUCUAGAGGGAGAAGAAGAAAGAUUAAAUCUCUCCCCCAGCCCUUCCUUGAAUGUAGCCGCGUCGCCAGUCUCUUCUAACACCCGCAGUGUUCGUACAACCCACGGAAAGAGGAAGUUUGUUAGCGUUGAGGAACAGGAAGCCAGCAGUCCUGUGUCCAUUGCUCAUCCCUCCUCAGCCACAGGUCCCCUAUGUAUUGAUGAAAUCGAUACGAAUGGCAAGUUUAUACGCUUCCAUAACUCUGGUCUUGAGGACCAGGCCAUGGUGGGCUUCCAUGUCAUUAAAACCAUUGGAAAUGCGACCGCCCGCUUUAAGUUCUCACCCAGACAUACCAUGAAGGCUGGUCAGAAAAUGACGGUUUGGGCGUCUGAUGCUGGUGUGAGCACCAAACUUCCUACAGAUCUGGUUUGGGAAAACCAUUCAUGCUGGGGUUCAGGUCAGGAUGUUCAUGUGGUUUUGGUCAACUGCCAGGGAGAGGAAGUGGCGGAGAAACGCAUGACUUACAAGAUGACAACAGACGAAGGUAACAGCGAGGAAGAUAAUAAUGGAGAGAAUGAGGAGCGCUUCUACAAGCAUCAAGAUGAAGAUAUGGCCACCAGAGGCUGCUCCGUCAUGUGAUCCCUCUCAGCCAAUCAGCAAUAAACAUCUCAGAAUCCCCCCGCCGUUCAUCUGCAAGUUAUAUUACCAAAAUUAUUAUUCUAUCGUCAUUAGACUUUCUCUUUUCCUACACCAGCAGAAAUGCUUUUAUUACGCAAUAUACUGGAUUGGAACUUUUAUUUUGAAAUGUGUGUCAAGUCAAGUGUUUAAAGGCCAGGGGUCGAAUGAGUAAUUUGAUGUUUGUUUAAAACGACCACUGGAAAAUGUGUUUUUUCAUAUUUCGUUUUUUGUAGUAAAACAAAAAUGAAUAAUGUUAUAGUUUGUCUGAUUUUACAAAUACGAGUUCAAUAAAAUGUGGAAAUAAAUGGA